Molecule: messenger RNA, 957 nt
Organism: Penicilliopsis zonata CBS 506.65
Lineage: Eukaryota; Fungi; Ascomycota; Eurotiomycetes; Eurotiales; Aspergillaceae
Exons: 2
Coding region: 185-787 (200 amino acids)
Cellular component (GO): endoplasmic reticulum; membrane
Molecular function (GO): protein-macromolecule adaptor activity
Source: RefSeq, a predicted model, not a curated record
CGGCUUCCCCGGAAGCACAAACAGGCUCAGAAUAACCCGGACAAAAGUCAAGAAAUGUGACGCGAUAUACAACCCCCCCGUGGCAAGCAAGACAACCGCACCCACGGUCUGCAGCCCGGGCGCCAGCUCCAGCUGCCACUUGGACAGACACUCGGUGUGUCGAGACAGAAAAUCCAUGUCUUGAAUGUCUUGUGAAUUAAACCCCGUCGUGUCGUGUCGUGUCGAAGUUGUACUGCAGAAACAAAACACGAGUUUUGUUGGGGUCUACUCUCACCGCCAAGACAAGUCCCUAACAGGGACAGGGACCCAACAGACACAGACAGACACAGACACAAACAGCUCUACAAGACUACGUACUACUACAAUGGAGCAGCUUGUCGAGUACCUCCCUCAAGGACCGGGCAUCCUGCCCAAAUGGCUAUUUUUCGUCUCUGUCGUGUCCGCCGCCAGCACGCUCUCCGCGUACGCGAACCCCUCCUACGUCGCCGAGCUGUAUAACGGGCGUACCUCGCAGGGCGAGUCGUACACCAACGCCUUCUCCGGGCGGGUGUUUGGGACGUGGAACCUGGUUUCGUGCGUGGUGCGCAUGUACGCCGCGUACAACAUCGCCGAGCCGGUCGUGUACGAUCUGGCCAUGUGGACGUUUGGGAUCGCCCUGCUGCAUUUCACGGGCGAGUGGUUGAUUUUCGGCACGGCGCAGCUCAAGGGCCGCUUCGUCAGUCCGAUGAUCGUUGCUUCGUCGUGUUUGCUUUGGAUGUUUACGCAGCGCGGGGGGUACUUGGGUUGAGCUUUUGAAGAAACGCAGUUUUUAUGUGUUUUCGACUUCAGCUUGAUUAUCAGUCUGUAUUAUACAUUAUGCCAGCUUCUUUCUGUAUAGCUCUCCUCCACACUCCCGUAGUCGGGCGGCGGCUUGUUCGGGCGUGAUAUCCCGCUGGGGUUCACCUAGCAUCUCGAAAC